CUUGAAGAUGAUUAUGCUAACUUCUCGCGAGAUUAUAAGGUGAACGGGGGUUGGAGUGUUUUCGCUUGGCACGCGGGUCAGAAGAUUCUGGAAGAAAGGCUUUGCUGUGAGGCUGCCGCUUGUUCUCUUCUUAAAAGGCUUACCUGGUAGAGGCAAAGAUGGUGAAGGAAACGGGCUUUUACGACACCCUCGGUGUUAAGCCCAAUGCAACUCCUGAUGAACUUAAGAAAGCCUACCGCAAAUUAGCCUUAAAAUAUCACCCUGACAAAAACCCCACUGAAGGAGAAAAGUUCAAACAGAUCUCGCAGGCAUACGAGGUGCUAUCAGAUGCCAAGAAGAGAGAGGUGUAUGAUCGUGGAGGUGAAAAGGCUAUAAAGGAAGGAGGAACAAGCGGCAGCGGCGGUGGUGGCGGUUUCACAUCGCCCAUGGAUAUCUUCGACCUAUUUUUUGGUGGAGGUAGUCGGAUGCACAGAGAGCGAAAAGGGAAGAAUAUUGUUCAUCAGAUCACUGUGACCUUGGAGGAUCUUUGCAAUGGAGCAACAAGAAAACUCGCUGUGCAGAAGAACUGCAUUUGUGAGAGAUGUGAAGGUCGUGGGAGUCGUAAAGGAGCCGCACAGAUGUGCAUGCCCUGCCACGGUACUGGAGUACAGGUGCGCAUGCAUCAGUUGCUUCCAGGCAUAGUGCAGCAGGUGUCCACCGUGUGCCUCAACUGUCAGGGACAAGGACAGAGAAUCAGCCAGAAGGACCGCUGCAAAACAUGCGGAGGACGCAAGAUCAUGCGACAGAAGAAGAUUCUGGAGGUUCACAUUGACAAAGGAAUGAAAGAUGGACAGAAGAUAGUUUUUCACGGCGAGGGGGACCAGGAGCCGGGGUUGGAACCAGGUGACAUCAUCAUCGUCCUCGACCAGCAGGAACAUGCAGUUUUCACUCGGAGAGGAGAAGACUUGCUUAUGUCGAUGGAGCUGCAGCUGGUUGAGGCUUUAUGUGGUUUUAAGAGACCGGUUCAGACACUGGACAGCAGAACUCUCCUUGUUACAUCUCAUCCAGGGGAAUUAAUCAAGCCUGGAGACACCAAGUGUGUCCUCAAUGAGGGGAUGCCCAUGUAUCGCAGACCUUUUGAGAAGGGACGUCUUAUUAUUCACUUUUCGGUGGUGUUCCCGCCCGCCAAUUUCCUCCCCAAGCACAAGCUGAAGGAGCUUGAGCGCUACCUCCCUGAAAAGAUGAACCCCGAGCAGACGGACAGCAUGGACGAGGACCUAUACAUCUACGCUGACCUGGAAGACUGUGACUUGGAGAGCAGAAGAAGACACCGACAUCAGUUCUACUACAUGGACGAGGACGACUGUGCCAGCACGGGCGGCGUUCAGUGCCACACGUCUUAAGUCCCAGCUUGAGACUUUUGCCUAUUCCAAAAUCCCCACUUCUGAUGCAAAGGCACCUUGUUGGAUGUUUGUGCACAUUUUCAUCCUGUUGCUUUCUCUCACUUAAAGAUUUCACUCUAGCUCAAUCCAGAGUCUAGACUCCCUCUUAAUUUGAACUAAUAGUUUUUUUUUGGACUUGAUCUUGGAUUCCUCCUUCUUUCUGGGACCAUAUUUCCAUCUUUUAUUUUUCUAAAGCCCUGUGGUUAAACAUGAGGGCUGGUAUCACAGUGUGUUUAGAGAAAAAAGAAAACAUAACUUGCAUUUAAAGCAUUUACACUAAAACCAAUGCCAACAUUGAUUUAAAAACAGCCUUCUUUUAUGUGGUGUUGCUUAAUCUGUGGUUGUGAACAGCUCGUUUAUGCCUCUGUUGGUUGUUUUUGAAGAUCCACAGGUCAGGUGGAGAGGGAAUACGAGGCAGUUGUGUGUUGAAACUUGAUUUCAUUUUUUUUUUACGCUGGCUUACCCUUUUUAAAGGGCUAUUUUAGAACAUUUCUAAACAAUCUUAAAAAUGUGACUGAAAGGGGUGAGUUUGAAUGAAAGGGGGGCAGUAUUGUUUCAGGUUCAAGCCACUAAAUUGUAGAUAUUUCAGACUAAUAUUUAAGUUUAGUAUUUUUGCUUCUUCUGAGCUUCAAUACUGUCUUGGGUUUGAUGUCAGAUGUGAUCUGUGUGUGUCAAUGUUACUGAAGAAAGUGAUUUACAGAUGUUUUAAACCUUCUGGUUCUCUGGCGGCAUCGGUUUCCUGGACAAUUUGGAGAUGAACGCCAACAGUUGUAAAAAAUCCCCCUGGGUAUAAAGUGCCUGGUAUACCUACCUUGUCAAAUAAAGAUUAACCAAUGUCAGGAUUCUCAAUGUAAAGGCAUUAUCUUCAAAUCAGAAGUAUAUACUGCAUUCAAAUCUGAGAUUUAGAUGAUAAUUUAAAGCAGCAAGUUGAAGAUUUAGAUGUUUUGCUGUUGGUACCGAAGUUAAUAAUUGUGUCAUCCUUGUGAAAAACCCAAUCAGAUCUUGGAAGGUUGCGGAGGGAUUUAAAUUUAGCAAGCUUGAUACCUCAUUGAAGUGUCUGUUUCAACGCCUUAUAACUCAACUUGAAGUAACUUGAUUAUGCAGUGUCCUUUGUAGUGAUGGUCAUUGCCUUGGAUGUUGUGUAACAGUUAUGCUCCCAGAGGGCAUCUUCAAGAGAUCUUCUCUUAGAAGCAGGUUGAUAUUUGAGAGUCCUCAAUGUAUGAGGGGAUGAAACUGAAAUAAGUCGAGUAUUAAUUUAACUUGAUCGAUGUUCGGACCGAGAAUGUGUGUGAUCAUGUUUUGUUAAUAAAUAUUAUGUUGGAGUCUUGUUAAA
Messenger RNA from Girardinichthys multiradiatus, 2754 nucleotides. It is a transcript of the gene dnaja1, whose product is annotated as DnaJ heat shock protein family (Hsp40) member A1. The transcript has 9 exons. Gene Ontology annotation, biological process: protein refolding; response to heat. Bases 159 to 1382 code for a protein of 407 amino acids. The record is from RefSeq and is a predicted model, not a curated record. Gene Ontology annotation, cellular component: cytosol; cytoplasm. Gene Ontology annotation, molecular function: Hsp70 protein binding; ATP binding. NCBI's taxonomy places the organism in Eukaryota, Metazoa, Chordata, Actinopteri, Cyprinodontiformes, Goodeidae.